This is a messenger RNA of Perca flavescens (yellow perch), 3883 nucleotides long. RefSeq names its product solute carrier family 20 member 2 (gene slc20a2). Gene Ontology annotation, biological process: phosphate ion transmembrane transport. Bases 1146 to 3185 code for a protein of 679 amino acids. The record is from RefSeq and is a predicted model, not a curated record. The transcript is spliced from 13 exons. NCBI's taxonomy places the organism in Eukaryota, Metazoa, Chordata, Actinopteri, Perciformes, Percidae. Gene Ontology annotation, molecular function: phosphate transmembrane transporter activity. Gene Ontology annotation, cellular component: membrane.
GCCGGUCUACGGAAAUUCUUUGCUGUUAGCUAUAUGAUUAACGUAAAACUUUGUAAACAAAAUAACAAAAACAAAAAAAGAAGAAAAAAAAUUGGCGCCAUUGCUAUGUGGUUCCCUUUGCCAAACACGGUCUAGCCAAUGUUUUUUGAAGAACCGCAACCGUUGGGUUUUGGAGCUUUAAUGUUAACGGAAACGAGUCGACUAGCUAGCUAACGUUACCGCGGCAAAGAAACCAGAGUGACAAGUUAACGUUACUAUUUUCUUGUCUACCGUGUGGUGUAACGUUAGCGUUCAUGAUAUUAUUAAAUUGUGAAUGGUGAUUGAUGAGAUACCUGUGUGCCUAAAGACUGCGGUAUACGGUCAUUGUCAGCACCUGUGAUUAACAUUUACGGCUUGAAGCUCCUCUAGCCGCAGCAGCCAACAUUCAUUGUAUGAAUGCAGUGGGUUCUUUACACGUAAAGCCAACGACAACCGGAGAAACUACGGUGAUCCAUAUACCAUUUUGUGUGGGAAAAGAAAGAAAGAAGGAUGACACUUUGGAAAAGGGAUUUCUGGAUGGAGCAUCCAAUUGUGGAAUAAUGCCACUGAAAGCACACAGCUGUCAUCCUGUAUGAUCCUGAGCAGUGUUAAAACGACGGCUCAAUCCCUAGACGCCCGGAUGAGAGCAGCAGGCGACAUUAAGGGCAACAUGGUCGCAUGAACCGAGGACAAGCAUUCCGGGGGGGACGACAGCCACUGCUGGAAUCUGUGACAUUUUCGACGCAACCCACGGAGAACGGUUUCGGGAAAAUACAGGCAUAGAUAGAGGCGUGGAGGCGGAGAGAAACAGCACAUUUCCCCCUUGUGGUGUCCUAUUUCGUUGGUGAAGGAUCUCGCAGACAGACGGUCUCACACUAAGCUAUGGAAUGCUUCCUGCACCCACCAUCACUAGUCUCCAAUCUUUGGACUGAGCUCCAAACGCUUAGUUAGCGGCUGUGUUUCUCCCCUCAAACUCUUUAUAAUCAGGGGACGAAGAAAGGAGUGGACUUAACUUAAGUCCUUUGCUAAAAGCGCACAUAGCAGCACUUCUUUUAUUUUUUAAAGAAUAUUUAAGCUAUUUUUGUUUGUCGCCACUUGGAUUUUUUUCUCUGUGAAAACAUAUCAAGAUGGAUCUGUCGCCGUAUCUGUGGAUGGUGAUCCUUGGCUUCAUCAUUGCCUUCAUACUGGCCUUUUCAGUGGGCGCCAAUGAUGUGGCCAAUUCUUUCGGCACAGCGGUGGGGUCCGGCGUGGUCACAUUGAAACAGGCCUGCAUCCUUGCAUCUAUCUUUGAGACACUGGGCUCAAUGCUGCUCGGGGCCAAAGUGGGUGAGACGAUUCGAAAGGGCAUCAUAGAUGUCAACCUGUACAACGAAACGGUGCCCGUACUCAUGGCAGGGGAGGUCAGCGCCAUGGUCGGUUCAGCAGUCUGGCAGCUAAUCGCUUCCUUCCUCAAACUGCCCAUCUCUGGAACUCACUGCAUUGUUGGCGCCACCAUCGGCUUCUCCAUGGUGGCCAUCGGCACCAAGGGCGUACAGUGGAUGGAGCUUGUCAAGAUUGUGUCAUCGUGGUUUAUCUCCCCCUUGCUUUCUGGACUCAUGUCUGGAUUUCUCUUCUUGCUCAUCAGACACUUCAUCCUCAGAAAGGAUGACUCUGUCCCCAACGGCCUGCGAGCGCUGCCCCUCUUCUAUGCCACCACUAUUGGGAUCAACACAUUCUCCAUCUUGUACACUGGAGCCCCAUUGCUUGGGUUAGAGAUGCUACCAGUGUGGGCCAUCUUUCUCAUCACUUUAGCUGAGUCGCUGAUCUGUGCAGCCCUGGUCUGGUUUAUCGUAUGUCCCUGGAUGAGGAGGAAAAUAGCAAGUCGUCUGAAGAAGGAGCAGGCGCUGUCCAGGAUCUCUGAUGAGAGUCUGGACAAGAUACCUGAAGAAGAGGAGGAGAGCCCCGUCUUUAAGGAGCUACCAGGAGCUAAGGGCACAGAUGAGGCUGUGUUGCCGCUCACCGGGGGCAACAGUGAACGGAGUACCCGCGACUCCAGUGGAGAACUCACCAACAUGGCUAAUGGAGGCAAUGUCCUGCCAAAUGGCAGGGCGUACGGCCGGACCCACUCGAUGACCAACGGCUGCCUGAAGUCACCCAUCUCUAACGGCAGCUUCAGCUUCGAUGGCCACAUGCGCAGCGAUGGCCAGGUGUACCACACAGUGCACAAGGACUCAGGUUUGUAUAAAGACCUGCUUCACAAAAUCCACCUGGGCCGCAUGGAUGACACCGAUCGCUCCGGCUCCAACGCCGGCCCGGCAGACAACAACUACCGCCUGCUGCGGCGCAACAACAGCUACACCUGCUACACAGCAGCUAUAUGUGGCAUGCCCGUCCAGCCGCUCAUUCGCACAGAGUCACGCGAUGACAGUGAAAAGCUGGUCGGAGAGGGAGGCGGCAGGAGCAACAGCGUGUCCUACUCCAAGAAGAGGGUACGCUACGAUAGCUACUCAUCGUACUGUAACGCCGUGGCGGAGGCUGAGAUUGAAGCAGAGGAGGGUGGGGUGGAGAUGAAGCUGGCCACAGAGCUGGAGGGGGUGGACGAAGAAGGGGCUCCCGCUCCAGUGCCUCUGGACGACUUGGCUGAGGAGGAGCACGAGGAGAAGGAUAAGCCUGAGGUGUUCCUACUUUUCCACUUCCUGCAGAUCCUCACCGCCUGCUUUGGCUCCUUCGCCCAUGGAGGCAACGAUGUCAGUAAUGCCAUUGGGCCCCUGGUGGCGCUGUGGAUGAUCUACGAACAGGGUGGGGUGAUGCAGGAUGCUGCCACUCCCAUCUGGCUGCUGUUAUACGGUGGUGUAGGCAUCUGCGCCGGCCUGUGGGUGUGGGGCCGCCGCGUCAUUCAGACCAUGGGGAAAGAUCUGACUCCCAUCACCCCCUCAAGUGGAUUCACUAUUGAACUGGCUUCUGCACUCACAGUCGUGUUAGCUUCCAAUAUCGGAAUCCCUGUCAGUACCACGCACUGCAAGGUGGGCUCAGUUGUGGCCGUGGGUUGGAUCCGCUCCCAGAAAGCAGUGGACUGGCACCUCUUCAGGAACAUCUUCCUGGCGUGGUUCGUCACGGUGCCCGUGGCCGGCCUGUUCAGCGCUGCCGUCAUGGCCCUAUUCGUCUACGGCAUCCUGCCCUACGUCUGAGGAGGCACGGCUGGGAGGGAGAACAGAGGAGGAAGAGUGAGUCAGUGAAAGAGAGAGCGAGGGAAACUCUGGUAGAAAUCAUAGCUCGAGUGUCAGGGGUACAGAUAAUGGAGAAGGAAAUGAGAGAGCAAGGGUGACGGGGAAGAGAAGGAAGAGGAAGCUGCAGAGGUUAACCGAUGGACUUGGUUGUACUGUGGAUGUGUGAGGAGGGUUGGUUCAUAUGCUGCCUGGCUCCGUAGUCCAGUAAUCUUUUUUUUUUUUUUUUUUUUUUUUUUGUCUCAUUUGAGUUUCUGAUAGGAUUUUAUUUAUUCUCUUUUUUUGGGUGCAUAAGAAACGUGUUCACCAUACCAUUCAAUCUGCUGUACAUAUGACAAUAAUAGGGAGAUUUCCAGUACCUCUUAACAAGAAGUAUGGUUGGAGAAACGGUGGCAGUCAUUUUCUGUCUCUUAUUUUUUAUUCUUUUUAUCUUUUAAAAAAAAAAAAAAAAGGCAGCACACGACUGAAAAUAAUCAGUUAAUUCUGCACACCUAAACUACAGUAAAACUAGAUUGUUCUGCCUGCAAUCCCAGGUAGCAUAGUUUGUCAAGUGCUCAUUAUUAUUGUUCCAAAAUGCCAGAAAAAAACCCCUGUACAUAUUGUUGUAUUGGAUUGAGUGUGAUUUGUUGUUUUGCGGGCUUGCUUUAAAGUAAAAAAAAAAA